This is a messenger RNA of Osmerus eperlanus (European smelt), 696 nucleotides long. RefSeq names its product T-box transcription factor TBX1. The transcript is spliced from 6 exons. Gene Ontology annotation, cellular component: nucleus. Gene Ontology annotation, biological process: positive regulation of DNA-templated transcription; regulation of transcription by RNA polymerase II; cell fate specification. The coding region runs from base 1 to 696 and encodes 231 amino acids. Gene Ontology annotation, molecular function: DNA-binding transcription factor activity, RNA polymerase II-specific; RNA polymerase II cis-regulatory region sequence-specific DNA binding. NCBI's taxonomy places the organism in Eukaryota, Metazoa, Chordata, Actinopteri, Osmeriformes, Osmeridae. The record is from RefSeq and is a predicted model, not a curated record.
AUGGAAGACGCUCAGCUGUCCCACGGCUGUGACCUGCUGCUGCCCGAGUGCACCGAGGGGGGGCCGUCCUGCUUCAAGGCCCCCCAGGUCACAGGGGUCAGAGUUCAACUGGAGAUGCAGGCGCUAUGGCAACAGUUUGACCAGCUGGGGACAGAGAUGAUUGUCACUAAAGCUGGGAGGAGAAUGUUCCCCAGCUUCCAGGUGUACAUAUCUGGAUUGGACCCUGCGGCUGACUAUGUUUUGCUUAUGGACUUCAUCCCUGUGGAUGACAAGAGAUACAGAUAUGCUUUCCACAGCUCGUCGUGGCUGGUAGCAGGCCGAGCAGACGUGGCCACUCCUGGGAGGAUGCACUUCCACCCAGACUCCCCGGCCAGGGGUGCCCAGUGGAUGAAACAAACAGUCUCUUUUGACGCACUCAAACUUACCAACAAUCUGCUUGAUGACAAUGGGCAUGUGAGAGAAACCCAGAUGAUCCUGAACUCCAUGCACCGGUAUCAGCCUCGGUUCCAUGUGGUGUAUGUGGACCCAGGUCAGGACAGUCAGCUGCACCCUCACAGAAACUUUUGCUCCUUCACCUUCCCUGAGACCCGCUUUAUAGCAGUGACGGCCUAUCAGAACCAUCGGAUCACACAGCUGAAGAUAGCCAGUAAUCCGUUCGCUAAGGGCUUCAGAAACACAGACCCAGAGGACUGGUGA